Girardinichthys multiradiatus is the source of this 1538-nucleotide messenger RNA. It is a transcript of the gene phax, whose product is annotated as phosphorylated adaptor for RNA export. Bases 173 to 1399 code for a protein of 408 amino acids. The record is from RefSeq and is a predicted model, not a curated record. Lineage: Eukaryota; Metazoa; Chordata; Actinopteri; Cyprinodontiformes; Goodeidae. Gene Ontology annotation, cellular component: nucleus. Gene Ontology annotation, biological process: snRNA export from nucleus. The transcript is spliced from 2 exons.
AAGUACAAGGUUAACCUAGCGCGAAUCUUUUUGUAUCUGAACGCGUUGCUGUGGACUUGUGUAGUCCGUAGUUGUAAGGGAAACCAAAGUCUUCUCUUAUGCUGAGUCCCGCCAGCUACAGCCAGAUAUCUCAAGGUAUCUUUGUGACACUUUUGUUUUGUUAUUGGAAAACAUGGCUGAGCUGAUGGACGGUGAUCUGGAAGAUGGAGAAAUUUCCGCCUCCAGCUCGGAUAAUGAGAUGGGUGGCGCUGCGGCCGAACAAGCCGGAGCUCAAGGUUCUCUAGCGUUCAGCGGGGAGUCCUUCCAGCACAGACCUGCUACUGUUACUCACCCUCCCGCCGCCGCCUACCGGAGCUCCGCCAAGGCGGUGGAGUCUAGCGAUAGUGACGCGGAGUCGUCAGACGAGGAGGCCGCUGUCUGGCGGCGAAAGCGGCUAAAGGUGUCAAACGCCCCGCAGCCCCCCACCUGUUCUGCGCAGAUGGGUCAGCCCUCCGUGUCCGCCUGCGGAGCACCGGGAAGCCGCAAGGUGAACAACAUCUGGGGCUCCGUGGUGCAAGAACAGUGCCAGGAUGCCAUAACUGCAGAGCUGGGUGUGUUUGGGAUGGAGGGCGUCAGCAUGGCCAGUAGGAGUGUUGAGACUUAUAACUUCGUCUUGGCUCGGAAGAUGAUGGAGAAGGAGAGGGAGAUGGAGAGGCAGUCCAAGCAGGAAGGAGAGGUGAGCAUGCUUGAUGAUGAGCUGGAGGAUUAUAUGAAAGGCAAAGGGUCACAGGACAGAGCAGGAGGGGAUGCUAAGAGAAAGCGGCCUGCCAAGGAGAGAGUAGGCCCUAAGGCUGAGAUGGACUUCAAGGGCCGGUAUGAGAUCACAGAAGAUGACCCCGAUGAUAAGGUGAUAGACGAAAUCGCAUACAGACUGCAGGAGCCGAAAAAAGAACUGAUUGAGCGUGUGGUUCAGGUCGUUGGAAAGAAAAAAGCCAUAGAAGUGCUGGGAGAGACUGCCACGCUGGAGGAAAACGGUGGUAUGUACACUAUGGAUGGAAGCAGGCGGAGGACGCCUGGCGGAGUGUUCCUCAACCUGCUGAAAAACACACCCACCGUCAGCAAGUCCCAAAUUAAGAAGAUCUUCUUCGAGGAACAUCAAAAGGAUUACAAGAGCAAGAAGGCAGCACAGAAGAGAAGGCGGCACAUGCUGGCCAAGAAGAUGAAGCAAGCCAUUGGCACACUGAACCUGCAUGAGCAUGAUGAUGUCUCCAGGGAGACGUUUGCCAGUGACACCAACGAGGCCUUGGAGUCCCUGGAAGAGGCUGCAGAGGGAGAGGAGGAGGAGGGGACAGAGGAAGCUGCUGCAGGGACUGAGGAGACGGCAGUGGUCUACAGCUCUACAGACCUGGAGGUUUUCUGAGGGCGAAUUCCAGUCUUAUCAAAAAUAACCAGGACUACAACAAGAAAUGGCACACUGAAAGCACUGCAUUUUGGAGAAUCACACUGUCUGACUUUGGUGUUUGUUUUUUGUUAGCAAUAAAAUAAUCUUUGUUAAAAUA